This is a messenger RNA of Cuscuta epithymum, 5455 nucleotides long. The record is from the annotation of a GenBank genome assembly. Lineage: Eukaryota; Viridiplantae; Streptophyta; Magnoliopsida; Solanales; Convolvulaceae.
UUGCGCCCAAUUAAAAAAUGGCUUGCCCCCAAGAUCUUCCAGCCCGCUCCAAUGAUGAAAAGAGGACGACGGAAGAUGAAUGAGGCAGCCAAAUUCUCUUGAGUGCAGAAGGCAAAUCAUCUGAGCCUGAUUCCAUCUCUUCAUUCUCCGACCUCCGUGGCUCCGUUCUCUAUUUCUCCAAGCAGCAUGAGUGGAGAGAGAUAUUGGGCUACCAUUCCUUCACCGGGUAUUUCAAAUAAUAAUGCUUCAAAUAUUGCAUCUCAAUGUUCUUCAUCAACACCUAAACAAGUUGAUUUGGAUGAGCUUCCUUCAGAUUCCGGAAGUAGAAGGAAAAUUUCAAAGUACCAUCCUAAUCAAAUAGACGAAAUCAGGAGCAAAUAUUUGAUUAAAGGACCUUGUCAACCAUGUGGUAAUGACUUCCCACAAAUAGAGAUUGGGAGACUUUAAGACGCUUUCACUCUAAAUGGUUUGAUCAAUAUCCUAAUUGGUUAGAAUAUAGUAUAAAAGAUGACAAAGCAUUUUGUUUGACUUGUUACUUGUUUAGAGAUCACUUUGAAAAUCAUGCUGGGAAUGAUGCAUUUGCAACUGAAGGGUUCUCAAGUUGGAAUAAAACGGAGCGAUUAGCUUCUUAUGUGGGUAAUAUAAAGCGUUUCCACAAUAAGGCACAUAUGAAAUGUGAUGAUUUAAUGAAUCAAGACCAGUCAAUUGAUGUUGCUUUGCACAGACAAAAUGAAAUUGUGAAGAAUGAAUAUUGGAUUCGUUUGAAUGCUUCUAUUGAUUUUCAAGAAUUUUAUUGCAUCAAAGACUGCCUUAUCGUGGUCAUGAUGAAUCUGAAGAGUCUAACAAUAGAGGCAAUAUUCUGGAACUAAUAAAGUAUACUGCUAGUCAAAAUGAUGUUGUGACUAAGGUUGUAUUGAAAAAUGCUUCAGGAAACAAUCAAGUAGUUGCUCCUAUCAUUCAAAAAGACAUUGCUAAUUGUUUUGCACAGAAAGUUGCUCAUUCUGUGCUUAAGGAGAUAGGUGAUGAUAUGCUUAGUUUGUUGCUUGAUGAGUCUAGUGAUGUGUCUUACAAGGAGCAAUUGGCUGUGGUUUUGAGGUAUGUUGAUCGGUGUCGCAUAGUUAAAGAAAGAUUUAUUGGUGUUGUUCAUGUGAAGGAUACAUCUUCUCUUUCUCUUAAAGUUGCUAUUGAUUCUAUAUUUUCUGAAUAUAGCCUGAGUUUGAAAAAUGUUAGAGGCCAAGGGUAUGACGGUGCAAGCAAUAUGCAAGGUGAGUUCAAUGGGUUAAGAGUUUUAAUCAUGAAAGAAAGUAGCACGUCUUACUAUAUCCAUUGUUUUCCUCAUCUACAAUUAGUUGUUGUGGCAGUCUCAAAGAAACACUUUGAUGUUGGUGUUUUUUUGAAAUGAUAUCUCUUUUAUUAAAUGUGGUUAUAGCUUCUUGCAAAAGAAGAGAUAUGAUUCGAGAAAGUCAUCAAGAAAAAGUGAAAGAAGCUAUAAGUAAUGGAGAAAUUAGCACCGGAACAGGAUUAAAUCAUGAGCUUUCCCUUCAAAGACCGGGAAAUACACGUUAUGGCUCCCAUUAUAGAACACUUCUCAAUUGAUUGAACUGUUUCCAUCAGUUGUUCAAGUCCUUGAGUACAUUGAAGUGGAGGUCCUAGACACUGUGAAAAGACGCCAGGCUAAUGGUCUUCUAACAUAUUUUCAAUCAUUUAAAUUUGUGUUUUAUUUUCAGUUGAUGUUGUUUAUCUUGGGACUCGCACAUUCUUUGUCAGUGACUCUUCAAAAGAAAGAUCAAGACAUAUUGAAUCAUGUUUCACUUGUGAAAACAACAAAGCAACAAUUGCUUAAGGUAAGAGUUGAUGGAUGGGAUUCUCAUUUGAGGAAGAUCUUAGAAUUUUGUGAGAAGCAUGAAAUUUCUAUGCUUAAUAUGGAUGAGGACUUUGUUAACCCAAGGAGGCCACGACAAAGAACUAAUAUCACUAAUUGGCAUCAUUAUGAGUAUGAAUGUUUUAAUACCAUUAUGAAUCUGCAAAUUAAUGAAUUUGAUGACCGCUUCAAUGAGGUACAUUCGAUCUGAACUACUUCUUUGCAUGGCUUCUUUGACUCCGAUUGAUCCCUUCCGUGAGUUUGAUGCUUGAAAAUUGUUGAGAUUGGCUGAAUUUUAUCCAAGUGACUUCAGUUGUGUGGAACACAGAACUCUUCAGAAUCACGUCAACAUUUAUAAUAACAAUAUGUUAGCGGAUGAAAGGUUUGCUAGAUUGAAAAGUCUUGGUGAUCUUGCUCGAGUGAUGGUGGAUACAAGGAAACAUCUUUCACAUCCUUCGAUGUAUAUGCUUUUAAAGCUAGCAUUGAAUUUGCUAGUUGCCACAACAACCGAAGAGAGAUGUUUUUCCGCUAUGAAAAUAGUGAAGACUAAUAUGCGUAAUAGACUUGGCGAUAAGUAUUUGAGUGAUUGUUGAUUUGUGUUAUUGAAAGAGAUGCAUGUGUUUGAAACUGUUACAAAUGAAACUGUGUUUGAUCUCUUCCAAAAAAAUGAAAACUCGGCGCGAACAAUUGUGAAGUAUUUGGUAAGAGUUUAAUUAUUGUAAUAUUACAUUAUUACUUUGUUAUUAUUUUUCCGAUGCUUUCCACCCCAAUAAGUUCUAAUCCUGGAUCCGCCACUGACGAUAGCAAUGACAAAAUCUGUAGUGUUGACCUAAUGACAGAUCGGCGGCGGGGUGGGGGCAACAAUGCUCUAACCCUAUGAGGGUACUUUUUUUUAUAUAAAUCACAAAUAAACAACCUUAUUUAUGAGAUUUUAAAUAUUAGGUCUUAUUUUGAGAAAAUAAUAAACCUCCCAAUAUAUUUUACUUGAAACAUUAAACCAUGGCAUUAGAGCAUGGCAUUAGAUCCCACUAACUUUGUCACUUUCCUUUUUAAGCAAAGAAUUUGUGGUUCCCGUUAAUUCUGUUUCUUCUGCACAAACUUCAACCACACAGUUUUUGCUUUAUUAAUCUCCAUGUCAAUUAAACUUGGUCAAGUUUUAAGGGACCCAGGGACACUACUACAUAACUAACACACGUAUAUCCAAAUAAAAAUUCAUUUGGAGCCAAAUGAAGUGAAAAUUGUUGUCAUUAUUAAUGAAGCAUUACUACCUCCGUCCCAUUUUUUUUUUUCAUUUUCAUAAUUUUGACCAACUAUAUCUUUUUAUUAGAAGUUAUUUAUAAUAUAAAGUUAUAUGAAAAUGUUCUUUGUUAAAAAUACUUUCAUAAAAAAACCGUAUAUUUGUGAAUCUUGGUUAGUACCCUUGUUUUGUGUCAACAAAAUCUAUGCAUAAGAAGUUGUACAUCACCUUUAGAAAGUUGUUCUCUCCUUUAGCUUUCCUUAAUCACCCUUACGGAAUUGUUGCUUCUUCCGUUAGUUCAAAAACAAGGCUAACGUAAAUGCAUAUACAUAUGCAUUUCAUAUUCUAUGAAUACGUAUAGGAGGAUGAAAUAUAUAGUCUUCUAGAACUAAAAAUACAAAUGCAUAUAAUUACUCUUUUCAUAUAAUUAGUAUAUAUGAUAAACUUUAUUUAGUAUAUAUUCUUAAUCUUACAUUAAGUAUCACAUAAUCUUUAUGUUAUAUUAAUUUACAAAAAUAUUAAUUUUUUUCCUUUAUUUAAUACUCCUCGUCCCACUAUAGUUGUCGCAUUUUUCCUUUUCUGCCAGUCCCACUAAGUUUGUCCCGUACAAUAAUUGGUAAUAUCGAUCUGUGGGGUUCUAAAUCAUUCUUACAUUAUUCCCACUUUAUCAAUUCAUUAUCAACCACAAAACUUCAAAAAACCUUAUAUUUGUGAAUCUUGGUUAGUACCCUUGUUUUGUUUCAACAAAAUCUAUGCAUAUGAAGCUGUACAUCACCUUUAGAAAAUUGUUCUCUCCUUUAGCCUUCCUUAAUCACCCUUACACAUACAAGUGUUGUACUCACUCCGUCCCGAAAAGGUUCGCCAAAUUGACUUUUCUUGGUCAAUGACAGUCAACUUCAACCAAUGAUAUUUUUUGAUACGAAAUUAUUUUGAAUAUGUAAAAUAUAUCAAAACGUUCUUUAUUCAAAAUAUUUUCAUAAAAGUAUAAAAUUUAUAUAUAAAUAUAAUAAUUAAAAUCAUUGUUCAAAGUUUGCCAUCAUUGACCAAGAAAAGUCAAUAUGGCAAACCUUUCCAGGACGGAGAUAGUAUCACAUUAACUUCAAAAGAUGACAUUAUAAUCAUAUUGGGCACAUGAAUUCGCGCCUUGCGCGAGCAGAAUGCUAGUAAAAGUACAAAAGUUAUAACUUUAAUAAUAUUAUACUAAUCAAAAUUAAUGUUCAAAUUUUUUUAAUUGGCAUUUUUUUUUGAUGGAGGUACUAUUAAUUACGAGUAUUCAAUAAAUAAUAAUAAUAUAAUAAAUGAUUAAGUGCAAGUCUAAUUAAUAGUUGUAAGUUGCAAAUAAAUAAAACAUUAGAAAUUGAGGACAAGACAAUAAGUAUAAUUAAAUUAUUGGAAAAACAUUAUAAGUAUGUACAUGCAGAAUUAAUUAAGAGACAUGACACAAUAAUGUUAGAAAAAAAAUAAAAAUAUUCUAAUUUUAAAAUAUAAAAUAAUAUCACAUUAUAUUCAAGCACUAUUAGUCGAACUACAAACAUUGUAUAAAGUUCAAUGAUAAUAAUUGGUACUGAUAAGUCCGUAUUUAGACACGCAUUUGAUGCGUGUCCGGGUCGGAUUUUGAUGGUUUUCCUGGCUUUAAGGCGUUGCAAGUCUCAAUUUUGGCUCAAGUUGUAUUUAGCAGGCGUUGGAUCGAGUUUCAUUGCAUUUGGAGUUGAUUUGAAGAAGUUAGAGUCCGACAAUCGGCGCUUGAGAAGCAAUCGGACAGAGUUUGGAAGCAUUCGAAGAAGAUUUGAGAGAUUUGGAGGUCACCGGGGGAUUCACGACGAAAUUCUGAUGAAGAAAGAGCAUUUGGAUCGACCUCGUAGACAUCCGGGAGCGUUUGGAGCGAGAAAACGAAGAAAAAGUGAAGAAUAAGGUCAGGCACGGUCGUGCCUGGAGUUAGGCACGCCGUGCCUGAAGUGAAAUAUUCCUGGGAGCUACUGGAGGCCAGGCACGGUCGUGCCUGGCAGCUAGGCACGCCGUGCCUGGCAUUUUUCGAAGAACCGAGCUACUGGAGGCCAGGCACGGUCGUGCCUGGCAGCUAGGCACGCCGUGCCUGGACGCGAAAUUCGGCCUUCUUCCGUAGGCACGGUCGCAGGCACGGUCGUGCCUGGCACCGUGCCUGGCCGCGAUCUGUCCUAAUUCGACCCGAAAUCAUUGUUUUCUAUAAAUAAGGCCUCCAUACCCCGUUUUGGGGGUGACGAACUUUGGAGAGAGGCCUAGGGACGAAUUUAUCUGCGUUUUUUACGUUGUUUAAUCCAAGAACCUGGGAUUCUUUGUAAGUUCAAUUCUUUAAUUAAUGACAAUUAUUUCUAUUCAUC